Magnusiomyces paraingens is the source of this 414-nucleotide messenger RNA. RefSeq names its product 40S ribosomal protein eS17. The transcript is spliced from 2 exons. NCBI's taxonomy places the organism in Eukaryota, Fungi, Ascomycota, Dipodascomycetes, Dipodascales, Dipodascaceae. The record is from RefSeq and is a predicted model, not a curated record. Bases 1 to 414 code for a protein of 137 amino acids. Gene Ontology annotation, cellular component: ribosome. Gene Ontology annotation, biological process: translation. Gene Ontology annotation, molecular function: structural constituent of ribosome.
AUGGGUCGCGUUAGAACUAAGACUGUCAAGCGUGCUGCUAAGCAGAUGAUUGAGGGUUACUACCCCAAGCUCACUCUCGACUUUGAGACCAACAAGCGUCUCGCUGACGAGAUUGCCUACAUCCCCUCCAAGCGUCUUCGCAACAAGAUUGCUGGUUUCACCACACACUUGAUGAAGCGCAUUCAGAAGGGCCCUGUCCGUGGUAUUUCCUUCAAGCUCCAGGAGGAGGAGAGAGAGAGACGUGACCAGUACGUUCCUGACGUUUCUGCCCUCGACCUUUCCCACACUGAUGGCGCUCUCAACGUUGACAAGGACACUGCCGACCUUCUUAAGUCUCUCGGCCUUAAGCUCCCUCUUAACGUUCAGCACGUUUCUGCUCAGGCUCCUGAGCGACGAUUCCGCAAGAGAAACUAA